AUGCAGAAGCAAAAUAAGAAGUUCCAUCUAGGCCAUCAGCCAUCGGUCAUGAAAUCUUUACAACCAGAGCUGUUGAAGGCGACUGGCAACCCAACGAAUAUUGUGUCAAUGAGUCCUGGACUGGUAGCAAUCGCCUUGCUAAUCAAGGCAAGACACGGUCCCCGCUUCGUCUUCCAUUAUCCAGCACAACCAUGUGUCGAGUCAUCUCAUGAAAUGCUAUACGGAACCGACAUGAAUCCCUCAAAAUUAGACCCUUAUCCAGAUUAUGCCAGCGAUGAAUCCGAAGAAAGCCUAUACACUUCCUUCAACCAUAUCAAUUUGAACCAGACAAAUGAAAGUAAAAAAGAUAUCAAUGACAAUAGAUAUAAUUUUCGAGCAAGGUUUGACCGUGAUGAACACUUUAAUACCCCAAAUGGAAUCCAUAUUGUUCCAUGGGAGAAUUUCUUCGAAUUUUCCACUACCGAUCUAGAAAGCAUUCUCACACCUUCAAGAGCUUAUCACAAGAGUCGCUUUGAAAUGAUACUCGAUCCCUUGUGCUUCCUUACAUACCCAGUCCAUAUUCGGGAGGAUGGUCGAUGGAAGAAAAGAACAACACAAAAAUUACAAAGAACUAGAAGAAAGGUGGCAUCGAGUAGGGAUAUCCAGAAUAGACAGGUAGUUAACAAUGAGAGGGGGGACGAGGACAACAUUUCCGAAGACAGCGAUGAUGGAGGAAUGACUAUGUUUAAUGCUGUUUUUAUUCUUGAUGUCUCAAAAUACGACCUGAAAGAAAAAGCCAGUGAAAUGUAUGAGCAUGUGGUGAAAACUUUCAAUCGGGCUUUACUGGAAACACAAGCUAAUUCGGGAUAUGUCUGGAAUGAAUCUGAACUAAUCUUAGCUAUGAAAGAAAAGGCCCGUGAAGAUCGACGUCCAAUGAGCUGGUUAUGGCGAGAAAUUCUCCUCAGAUCGACACUUGCUUGUGCCAUGAAGGAAAUUUUCAACUCCAUCUCACAGAACAAGAUAGCCACCUGUGAGCUCGGGCCUAAUUUUAAUAUAUCUCUUCAGAUUCCAAAGCCUUCCUUCCUUAUGAGUCUUCCAACUGCGAGAGAGCCCGCGAUACCCGGACUUUUUGUUACGAGUGCUGAUCCUAUGCUCAUCGAAAGUAGAAAAUAUGACGAGUCUCGGCUGAACAAAAACUUUGCAUUGUUACUAACUGAAGACGAAUCAAAAUUGCUGACAGACAUGCAUGUUAACAAAACUGAACUUUCUGAGGCUUUGACUGAAUGCAUUCGUCUUUGUAAGCCUACGCUCUCAUUUGCUCAGGUAGCUCAGAUUAACUCCAUUGAGCUUACCAGCCUGCUCACACUUGCAUCACAUCUCAUCUUCUAUCGUCGUGCUCUGGCUAUUCCUCCCCUACAUCUUCGAAAUACGUAUAUUGUUUCCCCAAAUUGCGACUGUCGGAAGCUGCCAAAUGCUAUCAAAGAAUGGAAAGAAGCAUUCCCAACUGCACCCAGCCUACGGAGUUUUUUAAGUGCUCUCUCUACAGACCCGCGACCGUAUAAAACAUUUCUACCAAGUCGAGAUCACCGACUAGUCUAUAUUGAAAUGCUUUCUUGGCUAAUACGUGGCGGCUGGGUUACGCAGCUUCGUACGUUUGCCUGGAUUCAAGUGUGGCCAGAGAUCCAGUAUGAAGUUCAUUACCGUCUCAAGGCUGAAGCAAUAGAGAAAGCUAAGCACGCAAAGGAUUCAUCUCAAGAUGAUACUAACCCCAAAGCUACUGAUGAUUCCGGGAGUGAUGACAUUCUAAUUAAUUCUAACCUUCCUCUCACAACAGAACAAGUAGCCGAGCAGGCUCGUCUACGGCGACUUGCUGAAAAGAUGGUCAAACAGGAGGCAGAUGAAGCUAUGGCUUUCGCCAAACUACCUACACCCAUUGCUACUACGUCACCCUCCUCUAACAAUGCAAGUCACCUUGAGGUUUUCCCAGCUCCUUAUAUUAUCAUUGAUCCAGAAAAAGCUACAUACGAGGAGUCUCUAUUUAUUGCAGCAAUCGCAACCCGAUUAAUAAACCCUAGGAUGCAGGACCUGUGGCCAGGCUUCACAAAGUAUUUUAACGGUAAUUGCGCGCUUGAAAGCAUCGCACUUGAAGAGAAUAUGAAGCGGAAGGAAACCUGGCACGUACUCCUUGGAUUUCAAGAGCAUCUGCUCAUAUGCAGACAUUGGUAG
Molecule: messenger RNA, 2205 nt
Organism: Blumeria graminis f. sp. triticale
Lineage: Eukaryota; Fungi; Ascomycota; Leotiomycetes; Helotiales; Erysiphaceae
Source: the annotation of a GenBank genome assembly